AUGUCGACCCCGGGUAACCGUGACGCGGGCUCGCCCCAGUCUCCCAGACCCUGGCGCGCCGCCGCCCUCCCGUGGCUCACGCGCGCCGCGCAGGGCUCGAGCGCGUUCAUCGGCACCUUCCUCGCCAUCCAUCUCACCGCGCCGCUCCUCGCGAACCUCGGCGGGUCUUCCCUCGCCUCGCAGGUCAUGCUUCUGGGCAGGGAAUACUACCAGACGCCCCUCGGCGAGGCCGCGCUCGUGCUCGGCCCGAUUGCGGUGCACGCAGCCACCGCCGCCACGAAGCGCCUCCUCGCCCCGCGCCGCGCGCGCCCGCUCGCGAGCGCGCUCGCGCUCACGGGGUACGCCACGCUCUUCGUCUUCCUCCCCGCCCACUUCGUCACGCACCGCCUCAACCCGACGUACUCUGGACCCCCCGUGUACGCCGUCGGCCCGGCCGAGCUCGACUACGAGUUCGUCAAGGUCGGCCUGCAGACGUGGCCGUGGCGCAGCUGGAUUUUGUACACCGGCCUCGUUGCGGGCGUCGCCGUGCACGCCGCUGAGGGGAUGAACAUCAUACUCAGCACGCUCGUCAAGAAUCGGAAGCGCUGGAGCGCCAGGGCGCGUAGGCUCGCCGCCUUGCUCGCCGCCGUCCCCGUCCUGUCCGGGGCUUGGGUGAUGGCGCGGGAGCCACUCAUGACGUUCUCCUCGCUCGCGCUGCGUUACCACGAGUCGUUCACCAGAUCGUAUCUCUUCCGACUCUAG
Molecule: messenger RNA, 741 nt
Organism: Gloeophyllum trabeum ATCC 11539
Lineage: Eukaryota; Fungi; Basidiomycota; Agaricomycetes; Gloeophyllales; Gloeophyllaceae
Exons: 2
Coding region: 1-741 (246 amino acids)
Biological process (GO): lipid homeostasis
Cellular component (GO): membrane
Source: RefSeq, a predicted model, not a curated record